AAAGACGUAGAUCACAUGAAAGACUUGAAGCAUUGGGUGCAAUAAAUAAAAAUAUCUCUCAUAAUAUUACUCUUGAUAGUUUUAAAAGUAAUGUUACCGGUAAUGGAAUCAUUAACGAUUCAAAUAAACAAACUAUUUGUGAAGAGGAUUAUGAUAGUGAUGACAAGAAUAGUGAAGAUGAUAUCGAAGAUUACUAA
Racocetra persica is the source of this 197-nucleotide messenger RNA. The record is from the annotation of a GenBank genome assembly. Lineage: Eukaryota; Fungi; Glomeromycota; Glomeromycetes; Diversisporales; Gigasporaceae.